Messenger RNA from Habropoda laboriosa, 575 nucleotides. RefSeq names its product flightin (gene fln). Lineage: Eukaryota; Metazoa; Arthropoda; Insecta; Hymenoptera; Apidae. The record is from RefSeq and is a predicted model, not a curated record. The coding region runs from base 117 to 575 and encodes 152 amino acids. The transcript has 4 exons.
GUGGUCAUCGUAUCACAGGAGUACCAGUUGUAACAUUUUCUUCAAGAAGAUUAACAAAUAUCGAUAAUCUUAAUAAAACAUGUUCAGUUUACUUUUGGAAACGGUGAAAUAAUAUAAUGUGGGCAGACGACGAACCAGCACCAUGGGAUAUAGAAGAAACUCCAGAGGAACAACCCGGUGAAGAAGCUGCUGCAGAAGGAGCUCCAGCAGAGGGACAAGCAGCUCCUGGUGAGAAACCAAAAAUCAAAUUAGAGAAAAUAGAUCCACCACACUACAAUCAUCAUUGGGUUCGUCCUCUCUUUCUAAAUUAUGCAUAUCUGUACGAGUAUAGAAAAAAUUAUUAUGACGAUGUGAUUGAUUACCUGAACCGAAGGCAGAAAGGCCUGUUUCGAGAACCGCCUAGAGCGCAAGAAUGGGCUGAACGAGCAAUGAGGACUUACGACAUGAAGAAUACCGAUAAGAGUUUCAAACGAUCUGCAGACAUGAAAUAUAUCAUUAAUAUGAGACAUGAACCCAGAUAUUACAGCUAUCAUACUCGAGCAUAUUAUAGCUUAAAGUACCAGAAAAUUUUGUAA